AUGGUUCUAGAUCAAAGCCAGGUCAUUCGGCUUUACUCUCAUAGGCUAGCUAACUCAUUAAUACCGUCUGAUCUUGGAGGAGAAUACGUUGAUAGUGUCACAAAUGAUUUACUAAGAUAUAUCAGUUCAUCAACAUCAAAAAAAUAUGAUAGUAAACAAAUAGCCAACCAAAUAAAGAUUCAGUUUUUAAGCAAGGGGCUUAAGAAUGAAUGGAUCAAAAUUCAAGAAAUUUUAGAGUCUCUAACUAAGUAUAAGAGUCUAGAACAGAUUACCAACUAUUUGGUUUUUUUGCAAACAUUACGGGGAGAGAGUCAAAGUCUUCCUUUCUUGUCGCCUUAUAAAUUGCCAUCUCAAACUACAAAUAUAAAGCAUAGUUCACGACCUGAGAACCAACUUCUUUCAUCUCCUUACAAGGCUAAAGAAUUUGGUGAAAAUCAAAAGACGUUGGAUCUGGUUAUCGGCCCAUACUACGAAUGCAUUUCCGAAGAAGAAAUACUAAGAUAUUUAUCUUAUUCAUUACUUGGGUCUGACUCGAAACUUUUAGUCUUCUUAAAUGAUGAAAGAUUGGAGCUUCCAACGAAUCUCAAUUCAAGCUAUAGUGGUCUUUUACGAAAUAUUUUGGAAGCUGCAUUAUUAUACAAAAGAUUAAGCAGAUUUGUCGAAACUAAUAAGGGUAAAUUAACUUCUCCCAUAAAAACGGCAUACUUGACAGCAUUGAAUUCAGAACUUAAUAUUUACGUUGACCACGUAAAUGAGAUUUUUAACUUCGAGCCAAGCUCGCUCAUGCUAGUUUAUCACAAACUUUUCGACUGGAUAUUUAAAUUAAGGUUGCUUUACUCAAUUGUCAAUUGUUUACAUUUAAAUGGUUAUGAUUUUAUAUCUAAGGUUUAUGAAUUGACAAAGUUUGGGGAUUCUCGUGUUAAAAUUUUGGCUGGAUUUAUAUUCGAGCAAAUCAUCACUCCUUAUUAUGAAAUAUUAGAGCAUUGGAUUAUAUGCGGAGACUUAAUUGACAGUAGCGAUGAAUUUUUCAUCAAGUUUGACACUAAAAAACUUAACUUCAACGAAAUCGUUGUAUUUCUUCCAUCUAGGACUCCAUUUUUUAUAAAUGAGGAUUUGAGUAGGAAAAUCCUUCAAAUUGGUAAAAUGAUAAUAUUUUUAUCCCAGUAUUGUAAAGAGUUGACAUGGGUUAAUGGGUAUCGAGAAAAGUAUUCCAAAUUUAUAUUUGAGGCUAAUGCAGGUCUCAAAUCUAUGAACUUCAAUACAAUAUCUGAACUAGUUCACACUCAGUAUAAAGAUCUUUUGAAUUUCUUUUCUAUCAUAGUACAGGAGAAAAAUGAAUUCUUUUUGCAUCUCCUGAGUCUUCAGAACUACUUAUUGAUGAAGUCAAACGAUUUGAUAGAGGCCUUGAUAUUUCAAGGUGGUCCGAUAUUUAACGACUCCUCAUCUAACAUUUCCACAAGCUACUUAUCAAAGAUAGUGACCGAAUCCAUCAAGCAUUCCUCUGCCAAGUAUUCUAAAUAUUCCACAAGGCUAGACGCAAGGGUGCUCGAUCCUACGCAUGGUCAUGUUGUCUGGGAAGUGUUCACAUUAGAGUAUAAAUUAGAUGAUUUACCAAUUCACAGCAUUCUUCAAUCUGGUAAAAUACAAUACUUAAAAAUGUUUAAUUUUCUUUGGAGAAUCAAGCAUUUACAAUAUUUGUUGAACUCCAAUUUCAUAGAUGCCUGCAAUAUGAGAAGAUCCGAGCUAAAAGAAACCCACAGGAAACUAAUGAGGCUCAGGAAGUCACGCCCAGGGAUAAGGGAAAGAAAAGUUGCUUGGCUUUUAAAGUCAUUUAGCACUGUUAAUAUAAUUCGUCAUCAGCUUAUUCAAUUUCUAAACUUUUUAGUCAGGUUCAUUUCUUUUGAUAUUAUUGAUGAUAACUUUAAUGAAUUUAUUGUUGAAAAGAUAUUUAAAUCCAAUAUUCCUGAUAUGAAAUCAAAACUUCCUAUAUCUGACUAUUUUCUCAAGUCAAUAGGCUCAAAGGUCAUAGGAUUAGCCUCGUCAACAGUCUCACAUAAUAUGAAUGAGUUAACUAUUGAUGAACUAAUCAAAAUCCACGAGCAGUUUCUUCUGCUGGUUACUCAAAAUCCGCUUCUUAAUGAAGCAGUCGUUGGAAAGUAUACUCGGCGAUCGUAUAUCGACCAGGUAUAUUCGAUUCUUGAAAUCAUUCUUAACUUCAUAGUCGGCUCGAAACAGUACUAUGAUCUAAUAACAAACUACAUUGCAGUAUUAAACAUCGAGGAAAAUUUGCUGGAAGAGGAACAUACUGACGAAGAUUUGGAACGAAUAGAAAUAAGCUUGAAGUCGAUAAUGAAGAAAAUAUAUAAAGAUCUCUUUAUUCAAGAGUUCCAAGUUAUUUACGAUGGUUUUGUCAAAGAUUUAAAAAGUGACUUAUUUAUGCGCGAAGUCUCCCGCUCGCUCUAA
Priceomyces carsonii is the source of this 2463-nucleotide messenger RNA. It is a transcript of the gene SPC98, whose product is annotated as Spc98p. The transcript has a single exon. The coding region runs from base 1 to 2463 and encodes 820 amino acids. The record is from RefSeq and is a predicted model, not a curated record. Gene Ontology annotation, cellular component: mitotic spindle pole body; equatorial microtubule organizing center; spindle pole. Gene Ontology annotation, molecular function: microtubule minus-end binding; gamma-tubulin binding. Lineage: Eukaryota; Fungi; Ascomycota; Pichiomycetes; Serinales; Debaryomycetaceae. Gene Ontology annotation, biological process: spindle assembly; mitotic cell cycle; cytoplasmic microtubule organization.